This is a messenger RNA of Cyphellophora europaea CBS 101466, 3024 nucleotides long. RefSeq lists its product as uncharacterized. The transcript is spliced from 2 exons. The coding region runs from base 1 to 3024 and encodes 1007 amino acids. The record is from RefSeq and is a predicted model, not a curated record. Gene Ontology annotation, molecular function: RNA binding; protein binding. Lineage: Eukaryota; Fungi; Ascomycota; Eurotiomycetes; Chaetothyriales; Cyphellophoraceae.
AUGUCUGGUGCUGCUCGCAGACGCGGCAGAGGUCGUGCUCGCGGCCAGCGCGACGAGACCUCCGAGGGCUCCGAACGCCUCUCAAUCCCAGCCGGUGGUUUCGACGGCCCCGCCUCUCGUGGUAGUGGCUCAGCUACCUCAGGCCGAGCUCAAUCUGGUGGCUCUCCAGCCCGCGGCGGUGGCCCUGCUCCUGCUGGUGGCUUUGUUGGCCAGCAGGGUGCAGGAAGUCGUCGCUCAAGCACCUCGGGCGCUCCUUCCCAGCCUCCCUCUCAGGGUGUGUCUCAAGGCAUGCCUAGACAUGAUCCAGCUCUCGAUCCUGCGCAUAUUCCCAAAGCUACGGAUGCGUUGAAGAACGUUGAUCUUCCAGCCUCUUUCUUCAACCUCGAUCGGUCGUACGCCGUCGGCACCGAAUUCAAGGCUCGUCCAGGCUUCAACACUACCGGCAGAGACAUCACCCUUGAACUCAACGCUGUUCAAGUCCGCAACUACCCUGAUCGCCAAAUCACACAGUACGAUGUCGUUAUUGGCAACGGUGCUGAGAAGCCCAUUGUCAACCGCAAGGUCUGGAACUCGACGACUCGCAAGAAUGCUACUGGCCCUGCAAUCAUCUGGGAUGGUAACAAGCUUGCCUGGUCCCUUGAUAAGAUGAAUGAGUUGAGGCUGAUGGUGGACCUCGAUGCUGAGGAGGGAAGGAAGCCGCGACCUGACGGCAGCAACUCCAUCCGCCUGCGAGUCACUCCGACCCGGAUCCUUGAUCCGACCAUCAUCCACAGCUAUCUUCAGGGCAAGGUCGACAACUCUGUCAACGUUGCCGAAGCCAUCAACUUCAUGGACCACCUUCUUCGCGAAGGUCCAUCUCAGAACCCUAGCCUCGUGGCAGUCAAGCGCUCCUUCUUUGCGCGCGAGGGUAAACGAUUUGACCUUGGUGGGGGCAUUGAGGUCUUCAGAGGCAUAUACCAGUCGAUGCGUCUCGCUCAAGGCCAGAAGCUGAUAGUCAACAUCGAUGUCGCCAACACGACCUUCUGGAAGCCAAUGGCUCUCCUAGCUGCCAUUUCAGCAAAUCAAGGUGUUCGUGACCCUGUUCAGCUUGCUCAGAGAAUGCGGCCAGACGGCAACAACGGACAGCGAAAAAGCAAUGCCUUUACUCGUCAAGUUUCAAGCCGCUUCAAGGGCAACGUGUGCACUGCUCAAUACCCUGGCAACCCGGCGGCUGGUAAAGAGUGGAAGAUUGCUAAGAUCGACACUAACAAUGCCAAUGAGGAGAUGCUCGACUGGAAAGACCCCACGACCAAGAAGCCAACUGGCGAGAAGGUCUCCGUCAAUGAGUACUUCCGCCGCAAAUACAAUCAGCGGCUCAAGUACCCUCAGCUUCCUCUUGUUGAGAUGACGAAGCGAGGGGUCAAGUACCCAAUGGAGUUUCUGCACCUACAGCCGAACCAGCGAUACGCUGCAAAGCUCGACGAGAACCAGACGGCGAACAUGAUCAGGUUUGCGGUUGCUCCACCUAAGGAGCGCAAGGCCGCCAUCCAGGAACAAAAAGGCUUCCUCAACUGGCAGAACGAUGAGUACCUUAAGAACUACAACCUUAAGAUUGACAACGAUACCAUCAAGACCAACGCUCGACUACUGCCCCCUCCCCAGAUCGAGUUUGGCGGCAGGAUCGAAAGCCCAGGCACCAAAGGUCGUUGGGACUUGCGUGGUAAGAGGUUUCUCACAGGUAAUCCCAAGGAGCUUGUUGCAUGGGGCAUUGGCGUCUUUCAAGGUCGAAUUCCCGCCGACCAAGCUGCCAUCACGAGGUUUGCGCAAGACUUUGCCCGAAACUACCGCGGAUAUGGUGGCAGAGUCUCAAAUGCGGGCCCUCACAUCAUGCAGCUGCCAGCUGACGUGGGAGCUGCUGUCGAGCAGCUUCACCAGGCCACUGGCAACAAGUUCCAGCUGCGGCCCCAGCUGCUGGUGUUCCUUGUCCAAGACAAGAAUUCUUUCAACUACUUGCGCAUCAAGAAGUCAGCUGAUUGCCGCUUUGGUGUGGUCUCUCAAGUCAUGCAACUCGCCCAAGUCCUAAAAGGAAACCCACAAUACUAUGGCAAUGUCCUCAUGAAGGUCAACGCUAAGCUGGGAGGUUGCACGUCGAGAGUCAAGCCUAAUGCGACCAGCGGCUUCAAGGGCACAUUCGGCGGCCCCACCAUGUUCAUCGGUGCUGACGUCUCGCAUGCGUCGCCUGGGUCUGCCGAGGCUUCCAUGGCCGCCCUGACCGUGUCUUGGGACAAGCAUGCCGGCCGGUAUGCGGCUGCUUGUCAGACCAACGGCCACCGUGUGGAGAUGAUUUCUGAGGCCAACAUGAGGAAUAUUCUCGAGCCACUUAUCAAGGUUUGGAUGAACGAUGUGGGUGUUCGACAGUUGCCGACCCAGGUCUACUACAUGCGCGAUGGUGUUAGCGAGGGCCAGUUCAGCCACGUCAUGAAUCAAGAGGUCCCGCAGCUGAAGAAAGUGCUCAGCACCGUCGCUGGCAAACCUUGGAGCGGCAAACUCACCGUCAUCGUUGCCUCGAAGCGUCAUCAUGUCCGGGCUUUCCCCAAGCAAGGUGACAGUGUCGCCGGCGACCAGAAGGGCAACCCUGUGCCUGGCUGCCUCAUCGAGCGUGAUAUCACCAUGCCCAAGGAGUUCGAUUUCUAUCUCUACUCUCAUAUUGCGCUCCAGGGUACAUCUCGUCCCGUGCACUACACCAUUCUCUACGACGAUGCGAAUCACCCUCCCAACCAGAUUCAGAACAUGAUCUAUGAGCACUGCUACCAAUACAUGAGGUCGACUACCUCAGUGUCUCUCCACCCUGCGGUGUACUAUGCUCACUUGGCCUCGAACCGUGCCAAAGCCCACCAGGACAUCGCGGCUUCGGAUGGUCCUCAAGGUGGUCCUGGCUUCAAGCAGAAUGCGCCACCUUCCUCGGACGCUCCUAGCUCCGAGUCUACACCUCUUCUGAGCAUGUUCAAUGCCAACGAGAUCCGGAAAGCCAUGUGGUACAUCUAG